GCUUCUUCGAACACCCAAACAUUUGAAGGAAAACAAAACACAUUUGUCCUCGGCCCUAUCAACAUCGGCUCAGCCCCGUCGAAUUCUAACCUGAGACUCGAGGCAGUUGACAAAUAAUUUCCCAAAGGAACCAACUAAAUUAGCACUCCCCCCUGAUUUUUUCGACCGCCACUUUUUCCGACACUGAACACGCGGAGCUCAAGACGGAGAGACCGAUCGACCGACCAAGACGAAAAUGGACCCCUCAAGGCUGAGCUUCCGAUGCAUCGUCUGUGACACGGAGACCUCGAGUCUCUGUGCCUUGCACAAUCACCAAUCGACACACCACACAUCGGAGGAGCUAUCGCUCUCAAUCCUGACCCUUCAGAGUUUCCUCUACCACAAGCAUUACUUCCAGUCCCUGGACGCCAAGCCACCGUCCGAAGUCUGCUAUUUUUACCCCUUCUGCACCCAAUUAUUCUCCAGCAAAGGGAAGAAUCUGGAGGAGAAUUUCAAGACAUUCUGCCCCAGUCCCCCCAGACAAGCCGAGCAGCUCUCGCUGAAAAGGGCAGACAGCGUUUCAGAAACGAUUCCAGCCCCCCAGAGAGCUCGCACGAAGAGUCCAAGGAAGCAGAUGCCACUGAGGCUGCCCCUGACAGCUGCCACUCGUCCAACAAUCAUCAAGUCCCUGAAUUCACUGGCCAAGCAAAGAGAGAGCUCUCUCACUGAUGCUGUGUCAAGUCCCUCUGACUCUCACACUGCCUUCAUCAGCUCGGCUAAUGGCCUGUGCGACGAUCUCACCAAGUUGAAGGGAAGCGCCGGUCAAUCCAAGAUAAAACGUAAACGACUGAACGAGAGAAAGGAUCGACCACGUCCAGCCAAGAGGGAGAACAAGCAGAAGGUGCAGAAGCCACCGAGAAAACCGAAGAUCGAAAAUGUUGGGAGAAAGGUUCAGACUAUUCUGCCCAAGAUUUCAGCGCCUGGGGACUCAAGGAUUGAGACGUUGAACAUUUGGGCAUCAAAGGGUGAGGAGAGUGUUUCACUCAAUACUGUUAACACUUUGACGGGAGUCACGCUCGCGGAGAGUGUGCAACCGAUUAAAAUUCAGUCGCCAACAGUGCCAGUAGAUAUAAUGAACUGUGAGAAUGCUCUGAUCUUUGACGCCGAGACUGGCAGCUUCCAGUGGAAUCCACUGGUUUUUGUGGAGAAGAAGGGCGAGGAGAAUGGCAAUGCACCGCAGCAAGGUGAUGUACCUGUGUCAGCUCUGCCGAACGGACCGACAGGGGCUCCUGAUAAUUGUUGAGUAACUUUUUGUUGACUAGAUUUUCUACGAGAGUUAAUUGUUCUGUAGUAAGGAUAUUACGAUGCUCAAAGAUAUUUGAUAAGGAGUAUAACGAAAUGUUAUCUGUUUUUUUUCUAAUUUUUUAUUAAUAAGUAUUGAGAGGGGUGGGGGGAUGUAUGAAGAGUCGCGCUGUGAUUCCAUGGGAAGAGAAUGAGCAAGUUGUUAUUUUGAUAAUAAAUCGGAAUUUUUGAUAUUAUUUCGGAGGUUUUCAAAAUAUGAGGGGACGAGUGUCCUACCUUCAUUUUUUAUCGAUACGUAUGAAAAAUAUUGAAGAGAAUUUGGGGUUUUGAUACGAAAUAAGAAUUUUUUGAAUGAUUUUCUCAUUUUUUUAUCAAUAAGAUAACUAAACUGGUUUCGUUUCUCCUCUUAUUUCUAUGUAUUGAGAGAAAAAUUACGAGGAGUGCAGUGUUUGAGAUUGUGAUGCCAGCUAAGCGAUCACAAUCUGAAACUGAAAUCUGAAAAUUAAGAAAAUUGUUAUUUUGAUGGUAAAUGAAAAAUUUCAAAAAUUGUUUCAACAUUUUUCAUUCAUUGAGAUAACUACAGGCAUUUUCUUUCUCAUUUUUCAAAUUAAAAUACGUAUGGGGAUAGUGAAAAUCAAUACUGCAAAGUGCCAUAUUAAAAUUCCAAGUGAGUAACUUGUUAUUUUUAUAAUAAAUGAAGAAAAUUCAAUCAUCUCCUCAUUUUGUAUCCAAUAAAGAUUAUAUUCGUUAAAAAAUAUGUAAAGGAUGCACUGCGAAGCAUGGCUUCAUGUGAUAAGAACCAAGGUUUUUGUUAUUUUGAUAAGUAAGAAAUUUCGCAAUAAUAUUCUAACUUUUCAUCGAAAAGAAUAACUGAGCCACUUUCUUUUCUUCCUCCAUUUCUAAGUAUUAAGAAAUACUACAUAAGACAUGCGCAAAAGUAUCACCAACUGCGAAGCAACUUGUUAUUUUGAUAAUAAAUAAGA
Diachasma alloeum is the source of this 2264-nucleotide messenger RNA. RefSeq lists its product as uncharacterized. Bases 236 to 1282 code for a protein of 348 amino acids. The record is from RefSeq and is a predicted model, not a curated record. The transcript has 2 exons. NCBI's taxonomy places the organism in Eukaryota, Metazoa, Arthropoda, Insecta, Hymenoptera, Braconidae.